AUGUCUGACCUGAUGCGAAACUGGAUCCUCCCCUUGAUAAAGGAUGAGCUCACGCUCGUAGUAGAAAACUUCCCUCUGUCCUCUACCCGUGACCGGGAAGGACAUAUGGGUAGUUGUCGUUACCAUGGAUGCGGUUUCACGGUGCACCUGGGAGCCGGGAAGCCCGUCCAAGUCAUUGAUCUCCACGGAAACCACGCCUUUAAUGUCACUGUAUCAGAUGGAAUGACCUCCAUCCAAGCUAAGAUACACGAUCGAAAUCUGACAGACAUCGCCCUAGGAUCCGUCAUUGCUGUGAACCGUUACAACCUGCCGAUCACCAUUUGGAAUCAAAGCACGAUUGGAUCCCUGGUGGGUAAGCUCAGCGACUUGUUUGAUGGUGGUGAAACACAGCCAUCGUUCAGAUCUGACUCUGCCUCUCCCCUUCAACUCCAGGAGCUUUGUGGAUCUGUAGAAAUCAUGCCUCUAGCAAUGGCAUCUACUAGUCAAAUCCCUUUUGCAACUCAGAUGCAAAAUCAAACAAAGAGGAAACGGGACAUGGACAACGAGGCCAGGGCUUCGAACAAGGAACAGCUUUUAGGUGUUCUAAUGAAGAAAUGGAAGCAAAAACCCGCAGUUUGGCAGGAUGAGAGUACCACCAACGGAGUAGCACAAGGAGCCUUGGAAGCAUUGGGCCCCAAGGCCGAUAAGCCGGCGGUUUUGUCACAAGUUUCAGCAGACAAACUUUUGCGCAUAUCAUCCGGAAUCGAUGCGAACGCCAACGUGCGGCAAAGCCAAGUGUCCCUAUCCUCGCAAUCAUCAUUUAGUUCCAGCAACCCAAAGGCUCUGUCUUUGACGGCGGACAGCCCCUACCAAAUAGCACUUCCAGCUGUGGCUUCCUACGACAGUGAAAAGGAAAACAGCCUAGAGAGCCUAAAGCCGGCAACGGUUUCUGUCCGUGUCUCUAAAUCCAAUAGUCCAAGUCCUGCUCUGGAUGGCGAACCUAACGAGGCACCAAUGCAAGUAGUUGGCCCAUUUUUCGGUGAUCCGUUCGCAGGGAUGAGACGAGUCCCCCGAAGAUAUGUGCAACUAUCGAAGGCCCAAAAAGAACUCUUAGCGCGUCAAGAUUCUUGGUUCAAGCCGGGCAUGGACUCACGAGCUUCAUAUGCUAUCACCCCAGCCCAAGUCCAAGAAGACCUAAUUACAUUUAUAACUCGAGUAUCGGGCCAAGGCUCGGUGCGCCAAAGUCAAGAUAUAGAUACAGGAAGUGGCGAAUCAGAAACUAGUCAUGAAUGUGACAACGAAGUGCACGAGGAGAAUAGCGAGGACUAUCACAGUUCGAUGAACAACGAGAAUUUCGGCAUCAGUGAUAGCCACAGAAGCAACGAGAACGUAUCACAUUCCCUGGACAGUCCCCUCAAUUUGGAGUCAACUUCGCCUGGCAACUCCCCCGCAUUGCCAAGUUCCGGGUUAGAACGAAGCUAUGCCACUCCUGCAAAAGCUGGGACGGACAAUCGGUCCCCGACGGAGCAUAAAAGCAGUGGAAGGGGGUGUAGCCCAUGGUCCUCAAGUCCGGAAAUGCACCUCACUCAUACACUAGCUGGUUUGGAUAGACGACUAUUUCCACUUUUGGACGACACGGAGCAGUGCAAUGAUCCGGAAGGGCAUACAAAUGUGGGAAUGUCGCCCGGAAUGGCAAGUAUUCCAAGACUGGCCCGCUCGUCUGGUGGAGUAUCUCUGGAAAAUUCCCGACCAUGUCAGUCAAAACGAGUGCCCGUCGUAUUUUCAAGCAGCCCUGCAGCUGAGGAGGAACUUGAACUAGACGUGCUGCAUGCGAUAGGUGAAGCCCCCGAAUAUAACGAGGAGGAUACAGUACAUAUCACGGAAAUGCCCGAAAACCCACCUUCAACCGCAUUACAAAUCCCGAUGCUAGUACAAGUAGAACAAACCCCUGCUAUCAAAACAUAUAACGACAACCACGACCCAUCCUGCUCAGGCUCGGCUGCUAGAGUAUUAAAACAAAGAAAGCGGCACCCCCAGCUCUCAUCAGAUCCCAUUAUUCCUGCCACGUGCGAUGAUUCUUCCAGUAUUCAACCUGAGGUUUUGAGCUCGGAGCAUACGAACGCUGUUAGGGAGUCUAUAGCUACUGUCCAGCAGCUAGGUAGGGAGCCCCGAGACACUUUUUCGAAGAGGAGUGACGAAACAACCGAUGAUGUGGGAGGUACAUAUGAAGAUUGCCCGACAAAACAAAUUCCAGCGAGAUUGGAAUGCUCACCUAUCCAAGACGGUACAACUCGGACGGCACAAACCAUGACCGCCUUCUGCCUGGGGAAAGAUGUAAAGCCCGGUGGUUUCAGUACCCAUAGUAGCAAGGAUUCGCUUCCUCCACAUGACCUUGCGUGCGAAUCAAAUUCUCCUCAAGCCAUUACUACACUCCCGGGCCUGAUUUCGGCUAGCAAAGAACGGGCUGUCCGCCAGAAUUCACCAUCGCCGGUGCACCCCUUGAAGCGAGGUACCGAAACUCUUGAUAGAGAUCCUCAACUUGCUGGUAUCAAGCGACGACGUCGUAUGCAAGCGGUUUCAGCCAUCGUUCUUGAAGAACCCGCGGAAUUGGAUACAAAAGCUAUGGCCAGAGCUAGUAGACAUAUGUUCAACAACCAGCUUGUCGCAAUUGAGCCACUUCGUUCCCUAAACCGGAGACGACCGGACUCUGAGCCUGACAGUGAAAAAGCCCCCCAUGAACUUCGGCCAGCAACUCCAUCCACACGAAAUUCUUCUGCGAAACAGGUCUCAGGCGUACUUUCUUGUUCGGGAACCCUCCAGUCAACUAAAUCGAAAGCACAAACGGUGUCAGAGACUCUUAUAGAAGUACCGCAACCGGCUUCCAUCGCUGAGCGUACAGUAGGAGAAAGAACGCCGAGUGCCCCUAUUGAAGGAACCGAAUCAGUUGACCCCUUGACUCUCACCGAAAGCGGGCUCAAUUCCUUAACAGAUGCAGAUAUCUAUACCAGAUUCAAAGCAUCUUAUCCUGACUUCGCUGGGAGUCGGAGAGCUUUCACUUGGGCAUUGGUGUAUGUGGAAUGGCUACGGAAGGCGAAACAGCUUUUGCACCGGUCAUUGUGCGACGACUUUAUACGGGUAAUUUCUUCUGACUAUGUUGAAUAUGUCUCCAACAUUCGGUCCACCGGCGGAGAAGCCAUGACAGGCUGGUCAUUUUAUGACGAGACCGUGGUACAGCAAAAAUACUCUCGAGGAAUAAUUUCUCCUAGUAACUUACAAGACGCUUUAGCUACACUAGAGCAAGAGGAAGUCCAAAGGAUUCGUCGGCAGUUCAAUCAGCCACGUGUGACGGACCCUACACAAUCACGCGAGAAGGAAGUAUCGACUUCUCCGCAUCCUAAGCAACAGCAGGUCACUGUUGUGAGAGGAAGUACAAGCAAGUCGACCAGACGCCGUCUGCCAUGGUCAAAUACCACCCCCCUUUCAACCUCAAACGAGGACUUGCGAGGCCCGAAAGGGAGAAGUGCAACAUCGACACCCUCACCUCUCUUGCGCCACAAAUUCUCUGAAUUAUCGCAAAAGUCUAAAUCCUUUGUGGUACACAGGGGUGCAAAUAGGCCACGCUCACCUGUGCCUGGGAACGGAUCAGAACCACCCUCUACGAAACCAAGUAAGACACGUCGAGUAGAGUCUCGUACAUCACCGUCACCUGACCCAACCCAGUUCAGGACACGGUCACAAUCAGCUUCGAAUGACGCGUCAUCGAGAAAAGGUGGCCAAGGGCAUACAAUAGAUGGCAUUACUAAAGUGAAGGGAUGGCUCAAUGCUAGAGUUGAGGCAGAAACAGAGCCGCCUUCCUUUAUGACGUUCAUCAAGCGUCGGAAGUCGAGCGGUGGCUUCUUGUCCAACAAAUCCACGCCUAGUUCGACCCCGGAGAAGAGAUUUUGCACCAAGGCAAAACAACCUAUAGCCGAGCUCAAGGAGCCUGAAACUCAAGCAUGGGAAGUUCUAAUGUAG
Molecule: messenger RNA, 3993 nt
Organism: Venustampulla echinocandica
Lineage: Eukaryota; Fungi; Ascomycota; Leotiomycetes; Helotiales; Pleuroascaceae
Exons: 3
Coding region: 1-3993 (1330 amino acids)
Source: RefSeq, a predicted model, not a curated record